UACCACUUCUGCUGCUGAUAUGGAGCUGGAGGCUGGAGAACGGAGCUGCUUUGCAGGGAAAGAGUAGAGAUGGAUAUUAAAUGAACACUGGCUACUCAUUGCCUUCAGAUGCUGAGGCUGCAGUGGGCCGGGCAGUGCUGGGGGCUGCUCUUGGCAUCAUCACUAUUGAGCAGCGGAAGAUUGUGGGGGCUCCAUGGUGCAACAGGACUGUGCUGAGAGGCUCCAGGAGGGCUCAGUCUGGGUGAGGAGAACCUAAAGCACCAACCUUCAAGCUCAUGCACCCUGCACCAGCCUCCACCAUCCCCUUCUAUGGCUAUCAGCAAAACCGGGGUUAUGAGUGCAUUACUGGGAUAAUCACCCUCAUUUCAAUCCCAGGACCCCCAAAUCUCAACUUCUCACCCUUGCUGGUGAGCCUGGGUGCUCCCUGCCUUCCAGAGGAUGCUGCUGACUAGAUGCCCAAUGUCUGUAUGGGGUCUGAACAGGUUCACUUCUUGUCUCGGGGCCCUUCGUACUGAGGAGCAACCUCUGCUUUUCGGGAACGAUGACUUCUAAGCACCAGUCAGACUGGAUCCCUUACAGUGUUUUAGAUGAUGAGAGCAGCAGUUUGAGGCAACAGAAGCUCGAUAGGCAGCGGGCGUUACUGGAGCAGAAACAAAAGAAGAAGCGCCAGGAACCUCUCAUGGUCCAAUCAAAUGUUGACAGCAGAACCCGCGGGCGCAGAAUGAAGCAGUCGGAAGAGCAGGCGCCGCUAGUGGAAUCCUAUAACAGCAGCAACAGCAGCACAAUCUACCAUGUGCAGGAGGCGGAGCAAGUGGACGCACAGGUAGUAACAGAAACGCAAGCUCCGAGGCCAAAUAAAAACGCCAAGUCUGCAGGGAGUGCAGGCUGCCCAAAUGGCAGUGCCAGGAAGGAGAAAAAGGCAAAGCAGAAAGGCAUCGAUGGGCCAUCGGCUUUUCAAGAUGAAGCAUCGAGUCCUGGGAGCCAAGUGCAGAUUCUUACAGUGGGACAGACGAGCCACGAAGAGGAGGCUGCCGAGAGCAUGGCUGGUGGGCAGCAGGGCAAACAUGACCUGAGGAUCACCAUGCAGAAAAAGGGGAUCUCAAGCAGCAUGAACUUUGAUGAGGAGGAGGAUGAAGAAGAUGAAGAUAGCUCAAGUUCUUCACAGCUCAACAGCAGUACUCGGCCCGGGUCUGCAACAAGCAAGAAAUCCCAUAAGGAAACAGUGUCUGCUCCGAGCCCUCCCACCAAUGAACCCUCCAUCGAUGUGGAAGACCUAGAGGAGUUCUCCAUGCGGCCGGCUCCUCAGGGAGUGACCAUCAAAUGCAGGAUCACUAGGGACAAGAAAGGGAUGGACCGAGGGAUGUACCCCACCUAUUACCUCCAUCUGGAAAGGGAGGAUGGUAAAAAGGUUUUCCUAUUGGCCGGGAGGAAGAGAAAGAAAAGCAAAACAUCCAAUUACCUCAUUUCCAUAGACCCGACGGACCUUUCCCGCGGAGGGGAGAGCUUUAUUGGCAAACUCAGAUCAAACUUGAUGGGCACAAAGUUUACUGUUUAUGAUAAUGGGAUGAAUCCGGGCAAAACCACCUCAAGUUUAGAGGCCAGCAAUCUGCGUCAGGAGCUCGCUGCCAUCUGCUAUGAGACAAACGUCUUAGGAUUCAAAGGGCCCCGAAAGAUGAGUGUGAUCAUUCCUGGGAUGAAUAUGGAUCAUGAGCGAGUGUCUAUCAGGCCACGGAAUGAACAUGAGACUUUGCUCUCUCGGUGGCAGAACAAGAACACGGAGAGCGUUAUAGAAUUGCACAACAAAACACCCGUCUGGAACGACGACACGCAGUCAUACGUGUUGAAUUUCCACGGCCGGGUCACGCAGGCAUCCGUGAAGAAUUUCCAAAUCAUACACGACAAUGACCCGGAUUAUAUUGUGAUGCAGUUCGGGCGCGUGGCAGAAGACGUGUUUACAAUGGACUAUAACUACCCCAUGUGUGCGUUACAAGCGUUCGCCAUAGCCCUGUCCAGCUUCGAUAGCAAACUGGCCUGCGAGUGAGGGGCGAGGAUCCAGCCAAAUAACCAGUCACCAAGAACUCUUUUUGGGGGUCGCUUAUUGAUUUUGGACAAACACAGCCCCCGUACUUUCUAUAUUCUUUGCCAUUGGUCAAGAAUGGAAGUUGGUUUUUAGUUUACAGAAAGCUGAUUUAUUUUUAUUUCCAGAAAAACGUUAUUUCCCCCCUCCCCCUUUUUUUUGUUGGUUUAAAUGAACCAGGACCUCCCUGCGGGCGGAGGCUGCACUGGGGUAUUUUGCUUCUUUCUGCAAAGGUGGAAAUUGCAAUUUUAUUUUUGUAAUUAUUUUUAUGGGGGAGGUAAAGGGGGUCGGGUUGCGGGGUUUGAGGUGAGACACACCUGUGAAUGCCGAAGAGUCGUUUCAAGACACUAAAAUGAACUGUGUGUGUUGGGCCUCUAGAGGGCACAGUUACUGAUCUAACCCUAGUGCUUCUUUUGUACCUAAGUGCAUGAAAUAUUUGCCUUCUCACCCCAUUACCAAGCGAAUAUGAACCAAUGGUCCUUUAGCGCUAACAGAUUGUGAGUCGACUAACUAAAGCGUUGAGCGAAGCACAAGGCGUCUCCAUGUUUUUAUAGCGUUGUCGGCUCCGGGGAUCCAUUUAUGGCACUUUUUUGUGGUCGGAAAGGAAGAAUCUGCCCUUUUCAAUGAAUCCGUCACCCCUAUUUUUUUUUUUUAAAUGUAAAAUUGUAGUUAUUAACCCAAGUCAUUGCAGAUAUUGUGGUCAACGUACUGUUUCCUAAUUUUUAGAUGUAGGCUAAACCCAUGGUUAACCCUUCGGAAUGGGGGAGGGGCCGCCAUUGUGAGGCUUCUUUCUCUCUUUAUUUUGUUAAAUUAUAAAUUGUCUUUCACAUCUGUAUAAGGGGGAUGGAUAUCUUAGAACCAUAUUGUAUAUUAAAUUUGUCUGGAUUCCAA
This is a messenger RNA of Xenopus laevis (African clawed frog), 2968 nucleotides long. RefSeq names its product TUB bipartite transcription factor S homeolog (gene tub.S). The record is from RefSeq and is a predicted model, not a curated record. Lineage: Eukaryota; Metazoa; Chordata; Amphibia; Anura; Pipidae. The transcript has 12 exons. Gene Ontology annotation, cellular component: cilium. The coding region runs from base 542 to 2041 and encodes 499 amino acids. Gene Ontology annotation, biological process: protein localization to cilium.